Messenger RNA from Lepus europaeus (European hare), 1054 nucleotides. Its product is annotated as syntenin-1-like. Lineage: Eukaryota; Metazoa; Chordata; Mammalia; Lagomorpha; Leporidae. The transcript has a single exon. Gene Ontology annotation, biological process: positive regulation of transforming growth factor beta receptor signaling pathway. The coding region runs from base 27 to 923 and encodes 298 amino acids. The record is from RefSeq and is a predicted model, not a curated record. Gene Ontology annotation, molecular function: syndecan binding. Gene Ontology annotation, cellular component: plasma membrane; cytoplasm.
CUUGUGGUCUAGAUAAAUCAGGAAAAAUGUCUCUCUAUCCAUCUCUUGAAGACUUGAAGGUAGACAAAGUAAUUCAGGCUCAGACUGCUUUUUCUGCAAACCCUGCCAACCCAGCAAUUUUGUCAGAAGCUUCUGCUCCCAUCCCUCAAGAUGGAAAUCUUUAUCCUAAACUGUAUCUGGAACUUUCUCAAUACAUGGGCCUGAGUUUAAAUGAAGAAGAAAUACAUGCAAAUCUGGUGAUGGUCUCUGGAGCACCACUUCAGGGGCAGUUGGUAGCAAGACCUUCCAGUAUGAACUAUAUGGUGGCUCCUGUAACUGGAAAUGAUGUUGGGAUUCGCAGAGCAGAAAUUAAACAAGGGAUUCGUGAAGUCAUUUUAUGUAAGGAUCAAGGUGGAAAAAUUGGACUCAGGCUUAAAUCAAUAGAUAAUGGUAUAUUUGUUCAGCUAGUCCAGGCAAAUUCUCCAGCCUCAUUGGUUGGUUUGAGAUUUGGCGACCAGGUACUCCAGAUCAAUGGUGAAAACUGUGCAGGCUGGAGCUCUGAUAAAGCUUACAAGGUGCUCAAACAGGCUUUUGGAGAGAAGAUCACAAUGACCAUUCGUGACAGGCCUUUUGAGCGGACAAUUACUAUGCAUAAGGACAGUACUGGAAACGUUGGCUUUAUCUUUAAAAAUGGGAAAGUAACAUCCAUAGUGAAAGAUAGUUCUGCAGCCAGAAACGGUCUUCUCACGGAACAUAACAUCUGUGAGAUCAACGGCCAGAACGUCAUUGGAUUGAAGGACUCUCAAAUUGCAGACAUACUAUCAACAUCUGGGACUGUAGUUACCGUCACAAUCAUGCCUGCUUUUAUCUUUGAACAUAUUAUUAAAUGGAUGGCGCCAAGCAUUAUGAAAAGCCUGAUGGAUCACACCAUCCCUGAAGUUUAACAGUUAGGACACAAUGGAAACAGCUGAGCGUCUCCAGUUUCCUUUCUCAACUACUUCUGUAUUAUGCACACGAAGCUUUCCCGGAGCCAGGGAGCAUAUGCUGCAUGAGGACCUUCCCGUCUCACGUUAUG